This is a messenger RNA of Micropterus salmoides (largemouth bass), 2321 nucleotides long. RefSeq names its product unconventional myosin-XIX-like. Gene Ontology annotation, cellular component: cytoplasm; myosin complex; actin cytoskeleton. The record is from RefSeq and is a predicted model, not a curated record. Gene Ontology annotation, molecular function: microfilament motor activity; actin filament binding; ATP binding. Gene Ontology annotation, biological process: actin filament organization; vesicle transport along actin filament. Lineage: Eukaryota; Metazoa; Chordata; Actinopteri; Centrarchiformes; Centrarchidae.
UAAGUGUGUGGAGUUUGGAAGGCAGUCGGACAGUUAACAGGCACGGGAAGUUGUCCUUGAGGAAUUUCUGACAGUAAUGGAAAAUACUGAAGUACAGGACGACCGCUGAGUAGAAUAACUAGUCUUAAUCCGAUUUUAGGCGUAGUUCUGAUCAAAGUUUUCCGGCUGAUUUUUCGACAGACACGAAGGUAACGGUAAAAUCAAUGAGUUCUGCGGACAGCCGACGUAAUAUUGGAGCAGGACGCAGUUAUGGAGGGAGAACGGCGAAAGGAUUCGUCCAGAAAGUCCAUUCUCCUCUCCCGUCCUUAAAUGAUUCAUUGGAGGGAGAAAUUCGGGCCUUCCUCACUGAUGAAGACCUACUCCACACUUAUGACGACCUCACAAAAGUCAACCCAGUGACCCCGACAACAGUGCUGAAAUGUCUACAGGCCAGGUACAGUGUGAAGGUUUUUUACACCCAUGCUGGCUGCACCUUGGUGGCUCUUAAUCCCUUCCAGCCAAUCCCAGACCUCUACACUCUGGAUGUGAUGAAGGAGUAUCACAGUGCUGUUCAGCCCCAGGACUUCAAACCACAUAUCUUUAUUGUGGCGGAAGAGGCCUACAGGAAUGUUCAGGGCCAGCUGGAGCCAGUGAACCAAUCCUUGGUGGUCAGUGGUGAGAGUGGUGCAGGAAAGACAUGGACAUCUCGUUGCCUGAUGAAAUACUACGCUACUGUGGCGGCCUCCUCCUCAGUUGUGAAGAGCCAGGACACCGUGGAGAGGAUAGAGCGGAGGGUGCUGGACUCCAACCCCAUCAUGGAAGCUUUUGGCAAUGCCUGUACGCUGCGGAACAACAACAGCAGUCGUUUUGGAAAGUACAUCCAGCUUCAGCUAGACAGGUGUCAGCUGUUAGUGGGGGCGUCUGUGCAGACAUAUUUGCUGGAGAAGACCAGGGUGGCCUGCCAGCCGGCUAAUGAGAGAAACUUCCACAUCUUUUACCAGAUGCUAAAAGGGGCCACAGAUGAGCAGAGGAAGGAGUGGAAGAUGCCACCUGGCCAACGUUUUGUGUGGCUGCCAAAUACUGAAAAAACAGUUGAUGAGGAUUGUUUUCAUGAGACUGUCGAGGCAAUGGUUCAUCUGGGCAUUCAUUCAGAAAGGCAGAGACAGCUAUUCAGGAUAUUAGCAGGGAUUCUGCAACUGGGGAAUGUGAAUUUCUCCUCUCCAACAGAUGAAUCACAACCUUGUAACCUAGAUGAACAGUCUAAAGACUUCUUGCAGAGGGCUGCUGAGCUGCUGUGUGUCCCUGCUGAGGAGCUUCAGAUGAGUUUAAGAGUGAGGAUGUUGAAGGCGGGGAAGCAGAGCGUGCUGAAGCCCUGUUCCCAGGCAGAGUGCAGCAUGAGGAGAGACUGCCUGGCCAAGGCCAUCUACGCCCAAUUAUUUGAAUGGCUGGUUACAUUCAUCAACAACAGCAUAUGUGCAGACAAAUCCACGUGGUGCAACUUCAUAGGAGUUCUAGAUGUGUACGGGUUUGAGUGUUUCCACAUCAAUAACCUGGAGCAGCUGUGCAUCAACUACGCCAAUGAGAAACUGCAGCAGCACUUUGUGGCUCAUUAUCUCAGAGCUCAGCAGGUAGCCUAUGUGUCAGAGGGGUUGCAGUGGUCCUUUGUCAAAUACCAAGACAACCAGAGCUGUUUGGAUCUUAUAGAGGGAAGCCCUGUCAGUGUGUUUUCUAUUCUUAAUGAGGAGAGUCGUCUCAAUCGAGCUUCAGACGCAAAGACAUUCAGGGUUCGUUUGCAGAAGGAGCUCUGUGGUAAUGCCAACAUCAGCUGGGACAAGUUCAGCAAGGAGCCACACUUCGCUGUGGCCCAUUACGCCGGCAAAGUCAACUACAGGAUAGAGGGGAUGGUUGAGAAAAACAAGGACCCAGUGCCACCAGAGUUUACCAACCUGCUUCAGAAGUCUGACAACCUCCUGCUUCACCAGAUCUUCACUGACAAGGAAACCAAGAACCCAACUACCAAGGGGCUCAGUAAAGUCACAGUGGUCUCCAAGUUCAAGAACUCUCUGGAGAGCCUGAUGAGGAUCCUCCACACCACAACCCCUCACUACACUCGCUGCAUCAAACCGAACCCAGACUGCAAGCCGCUGACCUUCAAAAAGGAGGAGGUUAUCGUGCAGUUGGAGGCCUGGGAUUGUGGACUAUAUAUUAGUGCUGCUGGCUUUCCAAUAAGAAUUCCUUUCCAAAGCUUCAUACAACGUUAUGGACUGAUUGCAAAAUAUUCAGAUUUCAAGUCAGGCAGACAUUGUUUUGGUAAGUACAGUUUCUUGCAGGACCCAUUUAAG